Chrysemys picta bellii (western painted turtle) is the source of this 4836-nucleotide messenger RNA. The record is from RefSeq and is a predicted model, not a curated record. Lineage: Eukaryota; Metazoa; Chordata; Testudines; Emydidae.
GAAGGAGCUGGUGUUGCUGACUUAGCCCAAGACUGCUGCGGUGGGAGCUCCCGCUGCUGGCAGGACCAGGAGCGGGGGAGGAGACUGCAGCUCCUUUCCCCCUCUUCCCUUGCGUUUACAUUUCUUUCUUUCCGCCUUCCUUAGUCGUCCUCUUCUCCUCUUUAUUUUCUCCUUCUCUCCCUCCUUUUCCCCAGUAUUCCUCUGCCGCCUGUGUUUGGGCUGAGAGCUGGCUGGGGAGGGCGCUAAAAGAGGGGGAAGAGUGGGGGUGAAAGAUUUCCCUGCCUGUCGGGGGGUUGUUUGGAAGAGGCGAUCGUAUCUGCAGCCGAAGGAUUAACAGCUAAACUUUUAUUGCAGCCUCUGUGCUGUGUGUGUAAGUAAAUGGGGGAAGUCUCCGCUCAAAGAGGGAACGUAUCUUGUUUCCUUUUGACAGAUGCAGUUGGUGGGGUGGGGAACAAUGAACAUUUUCUUUAGGACAUAAAGUGAAGGAAGAAAAAACUCUCCUCUCCUCCCCCCCCCCUUCAAGAAUCUACAGCAUCCUCCUCCCCCCAGCCGUGAAAUGAAUGGAAGAAUCUCCGGGAUUUUCUUCUGCUCUUCCUCCUGGACUAUAGGAGUGAGGGGAUCUCUCUCUACGUACAUCCAUCUCUCUAUCUCUCCAUCCAUCUCCGGGAGGAUUUGAGGCGGUGCAAUGUGCUUUCAGCCGCUUGCUGCUGCUGCCUGAUACCAUGCAACACGCAGAGAGAGGGUUUUGCAAAAAUGGAUUUGUUCGAUUUUAAAGGAUUUCUUCUCUAAUAAGGAUUGCAUUGCCCACAAAUAUGACUAAAUCUCCUGUCUGGUAAAUCUUCCUGCCCCCUCCCCUUUGGGCUCCCUCCCUCCACCCCUUCAGAGGAGCAAGCCCAGGGAGCUGAUGACGGACCCAUUAAUCCUUCCUUCAAUGCAUCAAAAGAACCCAAAGGUCUGGGAAACGUUGGGCUUGAAAUCCUACAGGAAAUGCUUCGACCGGCUUUUGGUUUUGUAUGAAACUGGUGAUUAGGGGUGGGGGGGUUGUGCGAGCGAACCCCCUACUCAUUUGCCCCUGCCUCUUUCCUGGCCCCUUUUGAUGUGCUCUUUGCCAGGUGCUUGUCCUCCGGUCUCUCUCUCUCUCUCUCUCUGGCCCGUCGCCGCCAGUUAUGCAGACUCCCUGUCGUACUCAGCGCCUGCUGCUUUUGAUAUGAUUCACAGAUGAGGGUGUUGAUGAUGAUCGCUCUGGUGUGAUGGGGUUGAGACGCCGGUGAUUGUUUGGAGGCGAGGAGGAGAGAAAGGAAGGGCUGCUACUGCUGCUACUACCCUUCGCUGUGUGUGUGGGCUUCAAUUUUCCUACUCCAUCCUCUCCCCACCACUGGAAGUCCUCCCGUAUCUAAAUGGAAUUAGUGGAGAUCGAAGCCCCUUGUGUAAGGAACAGACAUGAUCCAUGGGCGCAGUUUGUUUCACAUUGUAGCAAGUCUAAUCAUCCUACAUCUGUCUGGGGCAACAAAAAAAGGAACAGCAGAAAAGCAAACCACUUCAGAAGGGCAGAAACCAGUGCAGUGUGGAACUUGGACAAAAUAUGCAGAAGGAGGCAUCUUCACUUCUCCCAAUUACCCCAACAAGUAUCCUCCUGACAGAGAGUGCAUCUACAUUAUAGAAGCUGCCCCUCGACAAUGUAUUGAGCUACACUUUGAUGAAAAAUAUUCUGUAGAGCCUUCUUGGGAGUGUAAAUUUGAUCACAUUGAAGUGCGAGAUGGACCUUUUGGCUUUUCCCCAAUCAUUGGACGUUUCUGUGGACAGCAAAAUCCACCUAUGAUAAAAUCUAGUGGCAGAUUCCUGUGGAUUAAAUUUUUUGCUGAUGGUGAGCUGGAAUCUAUGGGUUUUUCCGCUCGAUAUAAUUUCACACCUGAUCCGGACUUUAAGGACCUGGGAGUUUUGAAACCAUUGCCAGUUUGUGAGUUUGAGAUGGGAGGACCUGAAGGAAUUGUGGAAUCUGUGCAAAUUGUGAAGGAAGGAAAAGCUUCUGAUACGGAGGCGGUUGACUGUAAAUGGUACAUCCGAGCACCACCACGAUCCAAGAUCUAUUUACGAUUCUUGGACUAUGAAAUGCAGAAUUCAAAUGAAUGCAAAAGGAAUUUUGUGGCUGUCUAUGAUGGAAGUAGCUCGGUGGAGGAUUUAAAAGCUAAAUUUUGUAGCACUGUUGCUAAUGAUGUGAUGCUGCGUACAGGUCUUGGGGUAAUCCGUAUGUGGGCAGACGAAGGCAGUCGAAACAGCCGAUUCCAGAUGCUCUUCACAUCUUUCCAAGAACCCCCCUGUGAAGCCAACUCAUUUUUUUGCCAUAGUAAUAUGUGUAUUAAUAAUACAUUGGUCUGCAAUGGACUCCAGAACUGUGUGUAUCCUUGGGAUGAGAACCACUGUAAAGAAAAAAGAAAGGCUAACAUUUUGGACCAACUUACCAAUACCAGUGGGACUAUAAUUGGGGUGACCUCUUGCAUUGUGAUCAUCCUCCUUGUUAUCUCUGUUAUAGUACAGAUCAAACAACCUCGUAAAAAAUUUGUCCAAAGGAAAACAGACUUUGAUCAAACAGUAUUCCAGGAGGUGUUUGAGCCUCCUCAUUAUGAGUUAUGUACUCUUAGAGGGACAGGGGCUGCAGCUGACCUUGCAGAUGUUGCAGAUGACUUUGAAAAUUAUCAUAAACUGCGGCGAUCAUCUUCAAAAUGCAUUCAUGACCAUCACUGUGGAUCACAACUGUCUAGCACUAAGGGCAGCCGUAGUAACCUCAGCACAAGAGAUGCUUCUAUCUUGACAGAAAUACAACCCCAGCCUGUAAAGCCCCUCAUCCAGCCCAUGAACAGGAGAAAUAUCCUUGUCAUGAAGCAUAGCUACUCACAAGAUGCUGCAGAUGCGUCUGAGAUAGAUGAAAUUGAAGAGGUACCAACUACAAGUCACAGGCUGUCAAGACAUGAUAAAUCUGUCCAGCGCCAUAACAUUCCAGGUUCUGCCUCAUUGGGUCUCUAAGCAAACAUGAGUCUGAGUACAACACAACUAGGGUCUAAAAGACAAAUUCAAGGUAAGUAAACAUACAUGAAUGCCACGUGCACCAUCUGUUGCAUUCCAUUAUAUAUUGUUUUAUUUGAAAAAGUUUGAUAGUUUUUAAGAUAUAUGCUAGCGAGGUAAAAUCUUUGUAUAUAGAGAGUCAGUUUUUAAUGUGUAUAUAUAGAGAGAAUUUAAAAUUGCAGAUGACUGCUUAAUGAUAUAAGCUAAACAUUAAAUCUAUUAAAAUUCUUAUACUUGAUAGCUUUGUUACAUCCCACUGCUAACUAUGAUCUGCAUUUUAAGCACAUUAUAAAGACAGAUGCUUUGCAUGGAUGUGGUGUUUCAUGUUUCAUUUAUGAAAAUUACAUUUUAAAAGUCCUAUCAUGUGAUACAGUAUGUAAAAUCUAGCAGCCUAACUUAUUUUAGUUAUGAAGAUAUGAAGCUACCUGUUGUCAAUUCAUUUGAAUAAUUCAACAGUCAAGUGUGGUGAGGCAGAGUUUUGUUAGUUUUGGGAGUCAGUGGUGUCAUUUUAAUAUUUACCAUUUGCAGAUCAUUUUACUUGUCAUUUAUUAGGCUGUUCAUUGGAAAUUAAUUUAUUACCACCACCAUUUAUCUGAAUAAAUAUCAUCUCAACUUUCAUAAUGAAGUUACAGCUAGAUUAUAGGCUAUACACAAUUGUUAUAUAUACAAUUAUUAUACAGAUGUUUAUAAGUGUAAAUAUCUAUUUUGUAGGGAGAAAGUGUAAAUGCUUUAAUGUUUUUUACAUAGAUAAAUAUAUUUGUGUACCUAUGUUUUCCUUUAUAGGGAGAAAAUGUUUUAACUGUGUUUUGUUUUCAGAGAAGAACUAUUUACACAAACAUGGGGACUGUGAAAAGAAAAAUCUAUAGUGAAUUAUUUCAACUGUCUGGAAAAAAAGUGCAUAUAUUUCUAAAUUUCAUUCCACUGCCUUUAUCCAAACCUAAGAGUUAUAGACGUUUCUUACUUCCUCAGCAAGAUAUUCCCAUUGCAUAAUAACAUGUUUCUUUUGUAAUUUCGUUGCUGGCCACAAAGUGCUCCUUAGUUUUUAAAUACAUUUUGAGAUUUACUGGAAACUUGAAGAAGAAAUUAGUUCCUGGCUGAAACUAUCCUAGUUUUACUUUUUAUGUUAGUAUUAUUUCAGUUAAUACAUUUAUGUCUUUAUCAGCUUGUCUAUUGUGUAAUACGUGAAAGAAGAUGAUUAUACAUUGAACUUUUGUUAUAUGUACAUUGUUUUCAUUAUAUAGAAUGCUUGAGAAUAGUGCACUCCUGAGUGAUUUUGAACAUGCUACAAUGAAAUGUGAAACUAUGGACCAUGGAAACACCAGCUAGAGGUUUUAUGGACUCUCUGACCACCUUUUCUCAUGAUAUCAUGAUAUGAUAAAGUUCAGCAAACUGUACUGAGUAAAAUUAUUAGAUGGCAAUAAGACUCUAAAUAUUAUCAUUAUUAGUCAUUUUUCUUUUCUUUUUUUCCUCUCUUUAAAUUUGAUUACGAAGUAAGAUACCCAAUUUCAGGAACAAUGUAUUGAAAUCAGGUAUUUAGCCAUUCAUAAUCACUUCAAUAGAAAUGUUUGUUGGAUAUGCAUCUAGCAAAAUGACUGAAUUUGACCACUGAGAAAAUAAUCUGCAUGUAUGUUACUGAAUAUUUGAGUUGGCAAAAAAAUCUCUUUUAUUAGAUACAUUGUAAAAAGCAUGCAUUCACAAUUACUGUUGUUACUGUUCCAUUUCUUUGUGUCAUAUGCUUGCUACUUGUAACUUUUUAUAUAAAGAUACAUAAAACAA